Messenger RNA from Zea mays, 309 nucleotides. The record is from the annotation of a RefSeq genome assembly. NCBI's taxonomy places the organism in Eukaryota, Viridiplantae, Streptophyta, Magnoliopsida, Poales, Poaceae.
AUGCGCUACGAGUGGAGUCAUAUGAGCGGGUCAGCAAAGCUUUGUUCUCAAUGUAAAGCCACGAGGGAUCAUCAAUCAAGGCCAACAAUGAAUUCCCCGCCAUCAGCAAAUCCAGCUAAGCAAAAUUCUGGCGUUGUGAAUUACGAGAAGGUUUGGUGUCGAUAUUGUCAAGGGAGACAUCAUGAGUCAACUUGCUACAGGAAGAAUGGCACUUGUUACAAUUGUGGUGGGCUCGGUCAUUUCGCUAGGGAGUGUCCCAAGCCAAAUUCAAAACUCAUGCUUGGUGUACAGACCGAACCAAACCGAUGA